Molecule: messenger RNA, 1404 nt
Organism: Fusarium venenatum
Lineage: Eukaryota; Fungi; Ascomycota; Sordariomycetes; Hypocreales; Nectriaceae
Source: RefSeq, a predicted model, not a curated record
AUGGCAGAUGAAACCGUCGCUGAUGCGCCGCAACAGAGUCCAGCGCCUCACAAAGGCGUUUGGCACCUUCUCGUCGAAAACCCAUAUAUCUUCGGACUGUCGCUGGCCGGCGCCAGUGAUAUCCCGAUGCUCUUUGCUGGUCGUGCUGUGGCUGGUUUUGCUGUUGGAAUGUUGACUAUGAUUGUACCUAUGUACGUGUCUGAGGUAUCUACGGCUGGUAUUCGUGGCACUCUAGUUGUUCUACAGCAACUAAGCAUCACCUUGGGUAUUUUGGUAAGCUACUGGCUGGAGUACGGGACACAGUACAUCGGCGGCCAUCGAUGUGCGCCUGACAUUCCCUAUUCUGGUGGCACUGCAGACAACCCUACCUUUGAUCCCAGGCAUGAUGUUAGCCCAGAAGGAUGCACUGGUCAAUCUGAAGCGGCAUGGAGAGUCCCGUUUGCCAUUCAGAUAUUUCCUGCGAUUGUGCUUGGCAUCGGCAUGCUGUUUUUCCCUGAGUCCCCUCGCUUUUACCUGAUGCGACGCAAAGAGGAUAAGGCUUUGAAGGCCCUGGCUCAACUUCGUCGUGUUCAUCCUGACACACAUUCGCUUCGAGAUGAAUAUCUGGCGAUCAAGGCUGAUGUCCUUUUUGACGAGGCUGUGAACAGAGACAAGUUCCCGGGCAAGAACGGGAUUUCUCUGUUUAUCGCCCAGCAUGGGGCCCUUGUAUCCAAUUGGGCCUCAUUCAGACGACUGGCCAUCGGUUGCUGCAUCAUGUUCUUCCAGCAGUUCAUGGGCUGCAACGCCAUCAUCUACUAUGCUCCGACCAUGUUUUCCCAACUAGGUCUGUCUGGGGGUACUUCAGGCCUCUUAGCGACUGGCGUGUAUGGAAUCGUCAACACGCUUUCCACGUUACCUGCUCUGUUCCUGAUUGACAAAAUCGGUCGUCGACCUCUACUCAUGUGUGGUGCUGCUGGUACCUUCAUCUCACUCGUUAUCGUUGGUGGUAUCAUUGGAGGGUAUGGUUCGUCGCUCUCCUCACACAAAUCUGCGGGCUGGGCAGCUGAGAUAUUCAACUUGGGUAUUCGUUCCAAGGCUAUGGCUAUCACCACUAGCACAACGUGGAUGUGCAACUUCAUCAUUGGUCUGGUGACGCCUGACAUGCUGAAUACGAUCGGCUGGGGGACGUACAUCUUCUUUGCAGCGUUUUGUCUCCUCGCAUUUUUCUUUACCUACUUCUUUGUCCCAGAAACUCGGGGCAAGAGUCUUGAGGAGAUGGACGCUUUGUUUGGUGACACAGCCGCUUACGAAGAGAAGGCGCGGUUGAUGGACAUUGCAUCUGAGAUUGGCCUGACGGAUGCACACCCUGCUGGCAAGAUUGAUUUGGCCAGAGAGAAAUCUGCCGGAGCGGAGCAUUUGGCUUGA